Molecule: messenger RNA, 363 nt
Organism: Ostertagia ostertagi
Lineage: Eukaryota; Metazoa; Nematoda; Chromadorea; Rhabditida; Trichostrongylidae
Source: the annotation of a GenBank genome assembly
AUGAGUUGCCCUGCAGAGACACUUCUUACAAUGGGCGUCUACACAGGGCGCCAACUACGGUUUUUCAGACGCAAACUUUCACCACCCGAAAACCCUUCAAGCGAAAAGGGAGCGGCUCAGGCUUUCCAACUAGCCAAGGAACUUCUUGCAAAAGAGAAGAUGGGCCAUAAACUCGUCAUUGUUUUAUCUGAUGGUGGAGAAACUACAUGUUCGAAGAAUAAACCAAGAUACGAUGAUAUCGACACCGCGGAGCAAUUGUGGAAUAUGGGCAUUCCAAUUUUCUACGCACCUGUCGGGGACAAUCCUAACAUGGAACAGGAUCAAGCAGAUUACCGAUCCCUCGUUCAUUUUCAGACUGGGUGA